Molecule: messenger RNA, 1420 nt
Organism: Chlorella variabilis
Lineage: Eukaryota; Viridiplantae; Chlorophyta; Trebouxiophyceae; Chlorellales; Chlorellaceae
Exons: 7
Coding region: 97-873 (258 amino acids)
Biological process (GO): signal transduction
Cellular component (GO): cytoplasm
Source: RefSeq, a predicted model, not a curated record
CUCGUGAUUGCGGCUCCCGGGCUUGAGGGAGCGUGAGCCGCCUGCAGCUGGGCCUCAAACAGUGCACGCGCACCCGACCCACCUCAUCCCUCAGCUAUGGCAGCCCAGGACCGGGAGACGUGCGUGUUCCUGGCCAAGCUGGCCGAGCAGGCGGAGCGGUAUGACGAGAUGGUGGCUGAGAUGAAGAAGGUGGCACAGAUGGUGCACGAUCAGGAGCUGUCGGUGGAGGAGCGGAACCUGCUGUCGGUGGCGUACAAGAACGUCAUUGGUGCGCGCCGCGCUUCCUGGCGCAUCAUCUCUAGCAUUGAGCAGAAGGAGGAGGCCAAGGGCAACGAGGAGCAUGUGAAGCGCAUCAAGGCCUACCGUGAAGUGGUGGAGAAGGAGCUGCAGGACAUUUGCAGCAGCAUCCUGCAGCUGCUGGAUGACCAUCUGAUCCCCACUGCCUCCACCGGCGAGUCCAAGGUGUUCUACCUGAAGAUGAAGGGUGACUACCACCGCUACCUGGCCGAGUUCAAGACUGGCACGGAGCGCAAGGAGGCAGCCGAGCACACGCUGCUGGCGUACAAGGCGGCGCAGGACAUCGCGCUGGUUGACCUGCCCCCAACCCACCCCAUCCGCCUGGGCCUGGCGCUGAACUUCAGUGUGUUCUACUACGAAAUUCUGAACUCGCCAGAGCGUGCUUGCCACCUCGCUAAGCAGGCAUUUGACGAGGCGAUUGCCGAGCUUGACACACUGGGAGAGGAAAGCUACAAGGAUAGCACCCUCAUCAUGCAGCUUCUGCGCGACAACCUCACGCUCUGGACCAGCGACAUGCAGGAUGCUGAGCAGGGUCGCGAGGGCGCCGGCGAGGGUGAGAUGAAGGACCAGGAGUGAAGCUAGGGUGGCAGCCUCGGAGACCCGCCGCAGAACCUCUCUCGCGACAGUUGCAGCGUGUCAAUGGUUCUGGGCGCGCAGCAGCAUCAGUAACAGCGUGUAUCCAUCCGCACAGCAAGCUUUCCAAGCAAGCAAAUCACGAUACGAGGUACCGUCGGGCAGCGGCGAGGCUGGGACGAGCUUGCACUGUGCAGCCCCUUCCUCCUACCUGCCAGUGGGGGGCGGCAUGCCUGCUCGUGUUUGCAAUCAGCACCAGGGGCGAGUCUCGCUCUUCUGCAACGCUCUUCUGCAACGCUUCACACUUGAGCCUGUACAGCGGCGAGUGGUGGGCUCUGACUGAAAAUACCUGCUUGUUGUCUGUUCAACCCUUCCGUUCCCCGCACAGCGACAGUUUCUGCCUGACACACUUCAUCUUCACGUCUCCUGCCCCCGUUCUUCCACUAGGCCUAGACUUGCUCUUUGCAACAUCACUGGAAUGUCGCACUCUUUUCCAUUCAUGGAUGAGCUGCCAUGCGCCCCUGGGCGCCUGUCAACAAACGUGUUGCAC